This is a messenger RNA of Entamoeba dispar SAW760, 3222 nucleotides long. Its product is annotated as serine-threonine protein kinase, putative. The record is from RefSeq and is a predicted model, not a curated record. The coding region runs from base 1 to 3222 and encodes 1073 amino acids. Gene Ontology annotation, molecular function: ATP binding; protein kinase activity. The transcript is spliced from 2 exons. NCBI's taxonomy places the organism in Eukaryota, Evosea, Mastigamoebida, Endamoebidae. Gene Ontology annotation, biological process: protein phosphorylation.
AUGCAACACCAUAAAUUACUGCUCAUAUGUUUUUCACUAAUCAUUUUAGUUUCAACAGGAUAUCCAUGCAAUGAUUUAUGUUUGAGUUGUAUCUAUGGAAAAUGCGAAAUAUGUGAUAAGAAGGCAGGAAUGCUUGUCUCUUGUGGUGGAUGUCAAACUGGCUAUUAUCCUUUCGGAUUGAGAUGUGAAAAGAUAGUAAAUCAACCAAAAACUUGUGAAUCUUUUUUGAAUUCUUUUCCGUCAAAAUUUGUCAUUAAUAAUUUCUUAACUUUAACAUUUCCAGAUAUAAUUUAUUUUGUAGAAACUCCUUGCUUUAAUAUAUUACCUUAUUUAAUUCAACAAACUAAAGGAUAUUAUUAUGUAUUAUAUUCAGAGAAUAGUCUUUAUUCAUUUAGUUCAAAUUCUCCAUUACAAAUAAGUAUUCAAACUUCAUGUUCAAAUUGUUUACAAGUGUUUGAUACUGAGUAUCCUUUUAAUAUAUUAUUAGAGAAAAGAGAGUAUGUUCUUCUUUUAUCUGGAUUACUAUCAACUCAAUUAACUAUUCAAAAAACUGACCUUUAUUCUUUUGCUUCAAUAUUUGAUUUUAAGAAUCAAACUCAAUACAGUCAAAUAAGAAAAAAUUAUUAUGGUAAUACACUGUGUUAUAACCAUAAUAUUCUUGGUCAUUGGUUUCGGUUUAUUGGAAAUAAAUCUGUUUCGUACCAAAUUCAAACAACUGGAAGUAAUGUUGUUCUCUCAUUACAAACACAGUACUCAUGCAUUGGAAUGUAUUCUAAUUUAACAGAUUUAUCUGUUAUGUUUCGUUAUAAUGAAGAAACAUUAAUUUUUGUUAGUGGAGAUGCACUUCAAAUAACUGUUUCUUGUGUGAAAUGUACAGGUGGAAUAUGUAGUUCAAAGUUUCAAGAAUGUUUAUGUGAAAAGAAUUUUGUACCUAUUAAUGGAGAAUGUACAAAAUGUGGUAAUGGAGUAUUAGAUGAAGGAGAAGAAUGUGAAUUAAAUCAACCAUUUUGCAAUAACCAAUGUAAAUGUAUAGAAGAGUAUUAUUAUGUUAAUGGAAGUUGUGUUAAGAACUAUUGUGGAAAUCAUCGCCUUGAUCCAGGAGAAGAAUGUGAUGGUGGAUCAGGUUGUAAUAAACUAUGUAAAUGUACUAGGAGAUAUAAACCAAAUGGAAGUGUAUCAUGUGAGUAUAAAUAUUUAAACAAUAUAAUCUUUAUUUCAUGUUUUAUAGGGAUUUAUACAUUACUUUACAUCAUAUUAUUAGUUGUAACAUUAAUUAAAUUUAAUAAAAUAUCUAAAGUUAUGAAAAAUAUAAAAGAAGGAUUAAUUUGUGGUACAAUUAUUCCAUUUAAUAAAGAAGGAAAAAGAUACAUUCCACUUGAAUCACUUCAUAACUAUGUUGUUUUUAACCCACCAUCAGUUACAUUUAAUGACUCUACAAUAAGACCAGAUGUAGAUGAAGUUGCAAGAACAAAAAUAUGUAUUACUAAUUGUAGAAAAGAGACACUAAGUUUUAUUUUACACGGUCAUGAGGAAUAUAAAUAUGAAUUAGUAUUUGAACCUCCUGUAGGAAAUAUUCGUGGAGGACAAACUAUUGUAAUUAAAGUUAAAAUUCUUAUUCGAUGUACAACAAUAAUUAAUAAAAAAAAAAUACCUAUUACAUUAGAAUGGGGAAAUUGGAAAAUUGUACGUCACUCUAUGGAAGAUGAAGAUAUUCUAAAUCUUUCAGAAAAAACAGAACAGUCAGACAAUGAAAUGGAUAGUGAUGAUGAAAUAGAAUCAAGUGAAAGUAAUGGAGAAAAAAAAAUAACAAGAAUUUAUACGUAUUUAAAUCUUAAUGCAGAAUCUACUGUAUCUACUAAAUUAGAUUAUGAAGAAAUUAGAUUAGAACAACCACCAGUUGGAGCAGGAACAUUUGGAAUUGUUUAUAGAGCUAAAUGGAGGAAAAUAGAAAUUGCUGUUAAAGUAUUAAAAACUGAUAUGGUUGAUUUAAAAGAUUUAAUGCCUAAUUUUGAACAAGAAGCAGAAUUAAUGGAAAGAUUAAGAUGUCAAAAUAUUGUUAAUUUUAUUGGAACUAUCGUUACUCCAGAUACUUUAUGUAUCGUUACCGAAUUUUGUACAUUAGGAUCUUUAAGAAAAUAUAUGAAAUUAAAUAAAAUGACUACAUUAAUGAAAGUAAGAAUAUGUCAAGACAUAGCUAUUGGAAUGGGAUAUCUUCAUCAAAACGAUAUUAUUCAUCAUGAUUUAAAAACUGAUAAUGUAUUAGUAUAUUCUAAAAAUCCAUAUGACCCUGUUGUUUGUAAAGUUAGUGACUUUGGAACAUCACAAGCAUUUAUUGAAUCUUCUAAUAAUAUUACUAUUCGUGAUGUUGGUACUCCAAUGUACAUGGCUCCUGAAGUACAUAGAACAGGAAAAUUAACAUUAAAAUCAGAUGUUUUUUCAUUUGCUAUUUGUAUGUUAGAAAUAUGGUUAACUCAUGACCCUUAUCCAAUUAUUGAAUUUCAUGAUGGGGAUAGUGUAUUAAAUUUUGUUUGUUCAGGAAAAAGAAUUGGAAUACCAAAAGAUUGUGUUUAUAGAGAAAUUAUAAAGCAGUGUUGGCGUCAAAGACCUGAAAGAAGACCUGGAUUUUCACAAAUUAAUGAAAUGAUUAGUACAUUGGUUCAAUCAAUAACAAUUAAGAGAAAAGAUACAAUUCUACCAAAUUCUAAUACCAAAUCACCUGUAAUUGAUAGAGACAUAACUAGAUCAAGAUCAAAGUCUAGACUUGGUAUUAGUUAUAAGAACCCAUCAUUAAAACUUAGUGCUAGUAAUUUACUAAAACCAAGAGCAAGGAGUGGUGGAAAAAAAGGUGGUUAUUCCUUAAUGAUCCCAAGAUCUACUUCAGCAAAAAGUGAUGAAGAAAAACUUAUACCAAUUAACCAAUUACAACAACUUGAGACAAAAGAAGAAGAAGACCCACACAUAUUACUUACAACUCCUGAUAUAAAAACAGGUAGUGUAAGUACUAAUGAUAGUAUAAAAGUUAAUGACCAAAUAAAUAAAUCAACUAAAAUGUUUAUGCCAUCCAAUUCUCCAAUAAAAAUUAUUAAUGCCAUAAAAUCAGAAAAUGAAAGUAGUGAUACAGAAGAAGUAGAUUUUGAAAACAAUAUUAGAAAUAACUUAGGUCAAAAAAAGGAAAUUGGUUCAAUUUUAAAUAGAAGAAGAAUAAUCUUUUAUCAAUAUUAA